Messenger RNA from Trypanosoma cruzi, 2590 nucleotides. Its product is annotated as dispersed gene family protein 1 (DGF-1), putative. The record is from RefSeq and is a predicted model, not a curated record. The annotation marks the transcript as partial. NCBI's taxonomy places the organism in Eukaryota, Euglenozoa, Kinetoplastea, Trypanosomatida, Trypanosomatidae. The transcript has a single exon.
AUGCGUGUGGCGUCCUCGUCGUGUCUCAGUCUGCGGAGCCACUCGGUGUUCUCUGUGACGAACGUGUCGGUUGUGAGCAGCGGCGGUGGCAUUGUGCUUGGAGAGCGCCUCGUGGUGUUUGACUCGGUGCUGCGCUUCGUGGGCGUCGAGGGGUCUGUUGCGUCGUCGCUGGUGCGCUGCGACGGUGGGACGGUCGGUGGCGGCGGGUGGCUGGACCUGCACGACGUGUGGGCGGUGGGCGAGGCGUCGUCGGUGGCGUCGCUGUCGGGUGUGACGCUGAGCGGCGGCGCCGUGUCGAUUGCGCGCUGCGCUGCCACUGGCGCUACGCUUGUCUCCGGGCUGGCAAUCACGAGCGGCGUCGUGUCGGUGCAGUGCAACCGUGCCGGCGGCCGGGUGCUGCGGAGCAGCGGCGACUACCGCAUGGCCGGCCUGCCCUCCGUGAGUGUGGUGCCGUGCGACGGCUGUGCGGCCGCUCUGGCGUGCUUCGAUGCGCUGACGGCGUCGUUCUCCGACUGCGUGUGCAGCUGCCGCGCUGGCGGUGUGGGCGAGGCGUGCCUGCCGUUCGACGUGCCGCCUGCGAGGUCCGGCGGUGGUGGCGAUGCGCAGGACUGCGUGAGUGGCGUGACGCUGACGGAGUCGGUGACGGUUGGCGGCGGGCGUGCGACGGCGUGCUUCGACUCGGUGGUGUUCAGCGGGCCGAUCACUGUGGCGGUGGACCUGCGCUCGAUGGACGCGUUCGCUGACGCGCUGAACGUGACGCUGCGCCACUGCGUGCUUGCGGGCGGCGCGCACCUGCGGAUUGGCGGCCUCAGCGAGAGCACGGCGCGCCUGCUGCCCCACGCCCUCGUCAACAUGACGAAUGUGACGUCGCUUGAGGGCACGAUCGUGCUGCAUGGCGCGAUGCCGCUGCACUCGAGUGUGCUGCUGGCGAACUCAACACUGCGUGCGACGGUUGGCGGGUCGCAGUACGUGCCGACGACCCGUGGACACGAGAAAUUUCGGCACGGCCCCGCGCUUGUCCUGGACGGCGUCCGGCUUCUGUCGACACGUUUUGUCAUGACGCGGUCUACGCUGUUUUGUUACGGGGGCUCGUGCGCUGCGAUCCUCGUGGAGCACGGCCUUUGCGCAAACCUGUCCAGUGUCUUCUACAUGGACAACUGCGCUGUCGUGUCGCGGGCGCACGUAAUGUACGCUCUUGCGUCGUACCUGCGUGUCAGCGGCGACUCCGUGUUCUCCAUACAGAACGGCUCGUGGAGUGCGCCGAGCAUCGAAUACUACGAAAGUGCGUGUGUGUUUGAGGACGUUGUGGUGGAUGGCGGCAGCGUGCUGCAGAUUGUGUCCAGCACUUUCCGUCUCGGCUUCGCCAUGCUCAUGGCAAGCACGCUGACCGUGACAGGCGGCGGUUGGCUGGUGCACCGCGACAACGAGUUCCGUACCGCCCACGUUGUGUACGUGGACAAGGAGAACGGCGUGGCGUUCCGCGAUCAGAGUGUUUGGUCGAUAAUUGACGACAACUUCACUUACGGUUCGUUCUUGUCCUUUGCAUGUAUGACAAACAAGUGGUCGCCACCAUCCGACACGCGCCCGACCAUCUACGGCAUGUGCAACGAGAUAAGGGGCUCACCUGUGACGAAUUACGGAGAAGACCUCAAUAUUGGUUCGCCCGUGACGGUGUUGGACUGCGGCGCUUGCACCGUGGAGGCCGUGUGCUUUGCAGCGAGGACGAGCAGCAUCAGCGGCUGUGAGUGUGUGUGCGCUGCUGGCGGCCACGGUGACACGUGUCUGCCGGCUGCGGUUCCGGACGGCCUUGGACCGCUUCCGCUCCCCGAUGCGGAUGACACGGAGGUUCGCUGCGUGCACGGUGGCAGCAUCAGCUCCGUGGAAGUCCCGGCCCCCGGUGUGCGUGGUCUGUGCUUUGUCAACGUGACCUUCACCGCCGCGAUCGUGCUGGACCUGUGGAGCUUUGACGCGCCACAACAUACACUCAACAUCACGCUGCUGCAGUGCGUCCUCAUGGGCCUGUCGGUCAGGGGGAGUGGUGCGCGCGUGCACGUGAACGUAGCAUCCUCGAUGCUGGAUUCUGGAGCGUUGGAGUUUGAGGGUGGUUUUGGCGCGAGCUCCCAGAUACUGGUGGCAGGCAGUACGCUUGUGACGACGUCGACCCACGCCAUUGCCUUUCUGGAUUUUGAUCCCGGGAAAACUUUGACGCUGCUGUUACUUGACAGCUACAUCGAGGGGAAUAGUUACGCCGUUUAUUUCUCCGAUGCUGUUGUUAUUGAUGGUGGCGGGAUCAUUGUGAAGGGAAAUACGCUGAGUACGAUGGAGAAUAAAGGUAUGGAAUCAUCUGUUUAUGCUUAUGCUAUUGAAGUGAACAAUGGCGGCUACAUUGACGUGGAGAACAACACGAUGAGCGCGGCUAAUGGCUUGUAUCUCAACGGGGACACCACCGUGAGCUCCGCGGGGCUGCUGCGAGUGGCGGACUGCUACUUUGUUGGCAGAAAGAGGCUUUUAAAUUCCGCGCUGUUGUACUUGGACGGCUUGGUGACACUCGAGGAUGGUGCGCAGGGCGUGUGGAGGGCACGUCGUGGUC